This is a messenger RNA of Syngnathus acus (greater pipefish), 2174 nucleotides long. RefSeq names its product ring finger protein 208 (gene rnf208). The record is from RefSeq and is a predicted model, not a curated record. The transcript has 2 exons. Gene Ontology annotation, biological process: protein ubiquitination. Gene Ontology annotation, molecular function: ubiquitin protein ligase activity. The coding region runs from base 1056 to 1838 and encodes 260 amino acids. Lineage: Eukaryota; Metazoa; Chordata; Actinopteri; Syngnathiformes; Syngnathidae.
UGGGAGGGAGUGUGUGAUGGAGAGCUAGAGGGCGAGAGAGCUGGAGUGAGAGCAAGAGAGAGAGGAGGGCAAAGCGAGGAGAGUGCGCAUGUGCAGCGCUGAGGUGCGCUCGCCUGGAACCGACGAAGGAGGAGGAGGAGGUGUUGUUGUGAACCCAGGCUGAUAAGCGGGACGCCGAGGAAAGCGGUGCGGUCCAGCUAGGUUGAAGACCCGGGCCCAGCAGGACUAAGCCACAACAGGGUGGAAGAGCAAGGAUGGGGAAAGCCGAAAGAGACGCUCUGACACACGGCGGAGGAGGCAGAGCGGCGGUGUGAAGAACAAAAGAGGGAUGCGGACGUGCCUCCACCUUGCCUCCUCCAUCUUAACAUUCUCUCCAUCUUCAUCCUGCUGGGAAGCAGAACCUACAAGCUUGUACUCCUCCGUGAAAGACCUGAACGAGGCUUAAGGUUGCCGCGCCAAAGCUAUCUGGUGAUAUCGCAGUCUGGACGAACUCCUCGCUUUUAGACUGUUAUCACUUCCUCGACCCGAAACUUCAACUCCCACCUCAUAGGAAUUUACAAAAGGGAAUUUUUCCAACAACUACGGCAAGCUUCAAAGGACACCUCCCCUCACUUGACCGCAGAAAAGGGUCAGCUGAAACUGAACCGAGCACAGGCGGACUGAACUGAAAGCGGGCCUCCACCAACCUGUAGUGUGUGUGUAUAAAUCUGUGCAUUUAAGAUUAUCUAUUGGUGCUAAGUGUGUGACUAUAAUGUAACUUUAAUAUGCUAGUAGCCAACACCGGUCUAGGAAGCUGGUCUGUUCAUUCUUAAGCUUUUGAAUUAAGGUGCUCUGGCUCAACUUAUCAACCCAGCAAGUCCUCAUAAGGACUCAGGCUGACAGGAGCUUCCACCAGAGUCGGGAGCGGAGUCUCUAAAGACAACAUGGAGGCAGUCGUUCGCCCACAUGUGCCCUCUAACGGCUGACUUGAACAUAACAACACUACCCAGUUCUCUUGCCCAGAACCUGGCAGGGGCGUCCACUCCUCUUUAGAGCCAUCCACUUCCGAAUUCCAAAUGUCUUGCCUCAGGCGUCAACCCGUCACCAUCCCGAUGGACACGGUCAAGAUCAUCCAGUCGGAGAAGUUCCCUAGAGAGUGCACGGUGCCCGUCACUCAACCUCGCUUCGCCCCGCCCCCCAGAGUGGCAUGGGACGGCGGCGGCGAAGGGGAGAUCAUCGUCAACCAAGCCUGCAGCGACCUGACGCUGGACGUGACGGUGGCGACCCCCAGGCCGGCCCCGUCCCCCCAGACCCCCGUCAUCCGCAGGGAGCAGAGCUUCUUAGCGCAGCGUAAACCCAGUGCCAACGAGAUCUGCUACCACCAGUUCCACUACAAGAUGGAGGACGUCAUCGUCAACCAGUACGUGCUGCGCUCCUCUUCCACAUCCACGUCCUCGUCAUCGUCUUCCACCUCUUCGGGUCCCCCCAUGCCCUGCGAGCCCCUGGACUGCCCCACCUGCGGCCACACCUACAACUUUGCCGGCAAGCGCCCUCGCAUCUUGUCCUGCCUGCACUCGGUGUGUGAGGAAUGCCUGCAGAUCCUCUACGAGUCAUGCCCCAAGUACAAGUUCAUCUCCUGCCCCACCUGCCGCCGCGAGACGGUGCUAUUCACCGACUACGGCCUGGCGGCCCUCGCCAUCAACACCAGCAUUCUGAGCCGGCUGCCCGCCGACCCCAACGGGCCGGUGCAGUGGGGCGGGGACGCCGACCGCAGCUGCUACCAGACUGUGCGCCAGUACUGCCAGUCGGCUUGCACCUGCCACAUCGCCAACCCGCUCUCCUCCUGCGGCAUCAUGUAGAGAAAAAGCGGGCAUCGUGGUAACGCUGCUCAGCCACACCUUUGUCGACUAUAAGCUCUCCCCUUUUCCCCUCACACACACACAUUCUGUCAAUAAUCCCUCCACAGAUGACUUCUCUCUAUAUAUUUAAUAGCACAGACGAAUACUGUGUGGGACUAACGGAUGCGGACGGUCGGAGAAAUAGUUAAUAUAUGUAUUUUACGUAUGGACUGGAAUCCUGUUCCCCUUCUCGUGUUUGGUUGGAUGUGUUUGUCAUCUCUUUUCAUGGGAAUGCCAGGGGAGGUCAACCCCUUCCCCAUCCCUUCAAGGUGAAUAAAGAUUAAAUUCAUGACAAAA